AUGGCCAGCGACGUGACUGCAGAUGCGGCUGGUGUGCUGCUGUUGGGCCUGCUUUUAGAGGCCAUCGUCCAAAGUUAUUAUGAGCGUAGGAUUUACACGCUCGUCUGCAUUCUCGCCAUCUUCUGGCCCGCUAUCUACGGCAUUGAACUCAUCCGUGCCAAUCGCGUUAUAUGUUUGGCGUGGGCGGUUCAAUGUGGCUCUAUGAGCAUCUUCACCCUUCUUGAGGCCAUGAAAACGGAGGAUAUUACUCUGAUCACCCUGGUGACGUCCUUUCUCCUCCCGGUCUUCGCUCUUCGGACCAGACGCCACCAUCAGAUCAAUCAACUAGUGGUCCUCUUUUUCACAUUCGCCCCGCUAUUCAUAAUCCUUACUAUCUCCCACGAAGGCCUCUUCUACUGCUGCCUGAGCGGCACCCUCUUCACCUGGGUGCAGCUGGAGUCCAAAGUCUUCGACUACCAGCGACAGCCCGCAUGUCCAUCUAUCACCCAAGAAUCACCACAAUUCCGCCCCCUCCACUUUCCCGACCUACGCAUUGCCCUGUUCUUCCUCUACCUGUUCCACUCCGCCUUCUUCAGCACUGGGAACCUCGCCUCGACCUCCUCCUUCUCCCUCGGCGCCGUGCUGCGUCUCCUGCCCGUCUUCGAUCCCUUCAGCCAGGGGGCCCUUCGGGUCCUCAAGAUCCUGGCUCCCUUUGCGCUCGUCUCGGCGAACCUGGGGCUCUGGACCCGCGCGCUGCGCCUGCGGCCCGGGGCGCUCUUUGUGCUGGUUGUCGCCGCGAGUGAUUAUCUGACGCUGCGGUUGUUCUGGCGCGUGCGGGACGAGGGCUCGUGGUUGGAGAUCGGGGAGAGUAUUACGGUGUUUGUGCUGGCGUCGUCGCUCUGUGGGUUUGUGGCUGGGCUGGAGAUGGUUGGGGAGGGGGUUGUGGGAGGGCUGGAGGGGGGCGCUGGGCUCCAUGCUUCUGAGGAUGUUGCCGCGGCGGGUGCGGACCCUGAGAAAAAGUACAAGCUUUCAUAA
Molecule: messenger RNA, 1014 nt
Organism: Aspergillus aculeatus ATCC 16872
Lineage: Eukaryota; Fungi; Ascomycota; Eurotiomycetes; Eurotiales; Aspergillaceae
Exons: 4
Coding region: 1-1014 (337 amino acids)
Biological process (GO): GPI anchor biosynthetic process
Cellular component (GO): endoplasmic reticulum membrane
Molecular function (GO): mannose-ethanolamine phosphotransferase activity
Source: RefSeq, a predicted model, not a curated record